AUGCGGCCUCGAGCUGCCGGCGAGUGGGCCCUGCGCGGGGGGGCGGGGCCGAGCGGCCCCAAGGUCGCGCGCGGCGAGGGGCGCCAGCAGCGCAACAAGGCAGUAGUCGCCGUGGCCCUUGGCCAGGGGCUUCGCUCGGCGGCGGGCGCAGCCGCUCAGGCCACCCUCCAGACAGGCAGCGAGAGCUUCCAGGCAUUCGACGUCGUGGAGAAUACCCGCAUGCGCACCGUAGCCAUUUUGGCUCAAGCCAUUUCCCGUGGCCCGUCCUUCGGCCUCCCGUGCUGGGCGCGCAUGGCCCGCCUGGUGGAGCGCCAGGCGUCCGAGCUCGUGGAGCUGCGGUCGGCCGUAGCGGCGAGCUCAGCGGAGGUGGAGCCGCGGGCUGCGGGCGCACAUGCCAUUCACGUCGCUGAUCUUGAAGCGGAGCUCGUGGCGGAGGCUGACGCCCAGGCGAGCGGCGGUGCGUUCCCUCCCCCGCCAGGCGUUUGGCUGGUCGCUGACCCACUGGCAGGGGCGAGGGCCUUCCGGGAGGGCUUCGACGCGGGCUGGCGCCUCGCUGGGGCGGCCUCCGGCGCUCCGCGGGGCGGCGACGGCGUGGUGCUGCAGGAGCAGUGCGUGCCCUCCUCGUCCUUCCGUGGCGUAUGGGAGGUCUGCAGCGACGGUGCGUGCGGCGGCGGGCAGCUUGCCCCUGCCGCCAGGGCAGAGCCUGGCCCACCCCGUGAAGGGGGUUGGAAGGCAGGCGCGGCGAUGGAGGUGGACGGCAGGGCCGCCCUCCAGGCGCCGCGUCGUGCGUUCGAUGGUGUGCAGGGCGGCGCUGCAAGCGAGAGCGCGCCGCGGCCCCCGCUGCUUCUGGAGAGCCUGGCGGGCCCAGGCAGCGACGACGGCUUCGAUGGCGGCUUCGUGGGCGGCCCUGUCGACGGCGACGCGGGCGGGGGCACGGCCUGCCCUGGGCCCCCCGCCCGUUCGGAGCCCGACAGCCACGCCCUGGAGUAUCUGGACCGCUUCGGCGCGGCGGCGCUGAGCGGCGGCGCGGCCGUGGAGCUGGGGAGGGGCGCCGCUGGUUCCGAGCGGGCCGCCGCUGCGGCGAGAGCCGAGCGGUGCCUCCCUUUCCUCGAUGAGUUCGGCUUGGCCGCGGUGGCUGCUGCGGCCCGCGGGCCGCUUUCGGGAGUGGAAUCGCUCCUGGACCUCACCGAAGGCCGCGCCGAUGAUUGGCUUCUGAAGCGUGAGCUUACACUCGGAGGCAGGGCAGAGGGCGAGGAGGCGCUCGCGCGACCCACUGCGGCGGCCCUCGAGAAAAGCGGCAUCGAGACGCUCGUCGGCAAGAUUGGCAACGACGCGCUGCCGACCUACGCCGCGUUCAUAGCAUGGGCGCCGUGCGUCUUCGAGGCAUCUGCCAUCGCCUGUCGCGGCGUCGCCGCAGAGGGCAGUCUCUUCGACGACGCCGGUGCCCCCGCGAGCCCGCGCGCCGCGCCCGGCGCAUGGGGCGGCGCGACCGUGGCGGGCGAGGGCCAGGGGGAAGUGGCGACGGGGAAUGACUUGCUGGCCAAGUGGAAGGCCCGCAUCGCAUGGAAGGACGUCAUGGACGACAAAGUGGACGGGCGUAUUAUUGCCGCCUUGCUCAAAAAGAUCACCCGCCCCCACCCGACGGCUGCCGCCCAGGUCUUGGACAGCGCGAGGGCCAUGGCCCAUGCAGGUGCCACGUUCCCCAGUGGCACGAAGAACGCCCUGGUGACCACUAGGUUGCAGAGCUUUGACACCCGCGCCCACGUCUCCGCCUUCGUCCGCAUUGCGACGCCCAUUCGGAAGACCGGUGGCCCCUUCAACCCAGAGGAAGCCACGUUGGCCACCGCUGUUGACGACGAGGACGAGCGCGCGAAGGUAUUCACAGGCACGGUCCUGGAGACGGCCGUCUGCAACGCCAUCGCCAAGGGCCCCUCGCUGAAGGCUUUCGUGCGCGGCGUCAUCUCUGGGCUCAUCGCGGACAUCCAAGACGUGGGCCGCGCGUGGGCCAUUCCCAUGAGCGAUGCCCCCUGCCUCGACGUGGCGCGGGAGACCUGCAGCUCUAUCUCCCGCCGCGUGGAGGCGAUGUGCUCCCAGGGCACGUCGGUCUUGCACUUCGCGGGCGCCGCAACGAAGAGGGCGUUUCGAUGGGCUGGCAGGGUCGAGGCGUUCAACGAGAAUGGGCCGUUCUUGCGGGGGAACCUGCAGGCGUUCCGCAUUGCUCGCGAGGUGGUGCUCAAAGCGAAGGCCGAGCCUGGCGGCGCCGGGAUUGACCUCGCCGUGUUGCGCGACUAUUGCGGCAAGUGCGCGGCGCGGAAGAUCGGGUUCCCAGCUGGCUUGACCGGCGAGUUCGAGUUGAUGCUGAAGCGUAUCGUCUGCUCGGUCUGCCUGGACUUGCAGAGCGACGCCCCCGCGCAGCUGCUUGCGCCAAUGGGGGCCAUGCAGGUUUCGAGUUUAGCCCAGGAGGCGUCUUUGUCCUUCGUCCUGGACGGCGUUGCCAACGCAGCGAGUUCGCGCGUGGCCACUUUCUCGUGCAAGAUGGAGGCGGCGACCAGCCAGGAUAAUUUGAUUAACGCGCGUAAGGGCCUGCUGCCGUCGGCCGACGCUCAGGCUGUUGCACGCGAUCCGUCGUUCAAGCAUGACUCGCUGGAGCGCGUUGCGGCGCUGUUCAGAAUCAGCCAGGCUGCCAUGAUGGGUUUUGUGAUCGAGUUGGCCGCGGACUCCGCGGGCGAGCACUCGGCCGAGUAUUUGUUCUGCUUGGAGAAGCCGCAUGCGACCCAGCGGCGCAAGGGCGCCGCCAUCGAGACAUGCACCGGCGCGAUUAAAGCUUGCAUCAGGUUGGGCUCAGCGCCGACUGUCGCCGAGGAGUUCAGCAAGAAGGAGGGCUUCGCCACCGUGGCUGCCUGGGCAGAGCACUCGCGCGCGCUGGGGCUGCGCGUGAAGAAGGCGAAGCUCAUGGUUCCGAAAGGCGGGCCAUGCCCCGAGGGACCGCCGCAGCCCUGCCUCGAGAAGGCAACCGCGUUGGUGGGCACUGCCGACGAGUUGAUCUCCAGCAGCGGCGCGGCUAACAUGGACGCGUCGAAGGCGACGCUCGUCCAGAAGUUCGGCGAGCCUCAGCAGAUGAGCAACGGCGCGGCGAACGGCAAGCCCCGGUGGGAAGGUUUGCCCGACGACGCUGACGCGAAGAAGACCAUUGUCCAGAUGAUGGCUGCCGCCAAGGGCAAGGUAGUCGACGCGCAGCGCAGCCUGGACGCCAGCAAGAAAGCGCGCGGUUUAAUGUCGGAGGCCCCCGAUGAAACCUUCACUAAGGGCAUCGAGAAGGAGUGCCUAAAAGCCCGCACCACCGUGACGGAGAAUCUAGCCGUCAUGCAUUGCGACGUCAACUCGAACGAUGCCGAUGCCAUGCGGCUUAUCCAGGAGCUGCUUGCUAACAUCCUCUCGCUCCCCGUCAUGGCCGCGGCGGGGGGAGCCGAGGGCGAGGACCCGUUCGCAGAGUUCAUCGCGCAGGAGCAGCCGGAGCAGGCGGACCCCAACGCGCAGCUGGCGGAGCUGGUCGCGUGCUCGAAGCGGCAGGAGCAGUUGCUCGGCAAGGUCUGCAGCCUGCUGGUGAGCCUGGACGAGAAGAUGGGACGAAUGGUGAGCGCACAGGAGGGCGUCGAGGCAGCCAUGCAGCGCAUGGCCGAUCAGGGCGGCGUCGCCGGCGGCGGCGCGGCCGCCUCCCACCCUGGUGGGGGGCCGCUUGCGGCCGGCAAGCCCGUGCAGCGCGGCAGCAUCGUGAAGCCGCCGGGCGCGCGCGACAUGCCUGCAGGCGGCGCCGCUCCGGCGGCGGCGCCCGCGGCGAGGUCCGCGGAGGCCCAGCAGGCCGCCGCGGAGAAGCUCGCGGCCGAUAAGCUCCGCAUCGAGGAGGAGGCCCGCCGACGUGCAGAGGAACUGGCCCGCAAGCGUGCGGAGGACGAGCAGCGCAAGCGCGAGGAGAUGGAGCGACAGCGUGUCGAGGAAGAGCGGCGGCGAGAGGAGGAGCGACAGCGGAAGGAGGCACUGGAAAAGAAAACCAAUGGUCUGAUGUCGAACCUCAUCGCUGGCAGCGGCGGGGGCCUGUUCGGCGACGACGACCUGGGCAGCAAGAAGAAGACCAAGGGCGGGCUGUUCGACGACUGA
Prorocentrum cordatum is the source of this 4155-nucleotide messenger RNA. Lineage: Eukaryota; Dinophyceae; Prorocentrales; Prorocentraceae. The record is from the annotation of a GenBank genome assembly.